AUGGAGAGCCACGUUGAAGAGAAUCAAUAUUCUACAGCUGAUGAAGUGAUGUACGAAAUGAAGGCACUACCUUCCAGUCAAGAGCCAGAGCUACAGUGUCAAGUACAACCUCAACACAGCAAGAAAUACACUGAAGACAAAUGGUUGCUUUGUAUAAUUGCAAUAGUGCUAGUGGUUAUAUUGGUGCUGCUUAUCAUUUUAGUGUUUAUGUGUGGCUUUUUAAUAUCACAACCAUCUCCUGCUGAAUGUAGCACUACUGCUACCGGUGCUGCAGUUGCUGGUCUGACUGCUACUGACAAUCAAAUGUGUCAGCUGUGUAAUGAAACUCUCAUUCACUUUGCUCAAGAAAUUCGUAAAAGCAUUGGUAAUAUUGUCAAUGGAACAACUAACAGCACCCAAUCUUUGGUCCAGGGAAGCAUUGAACAAUUGGCCCUUCUAGUUGAUAUUGCUCAAGAAAUCAACAGGAAUGUCAACAAUGCACACUAUGGUACUAAUGAAAUCCUUUCUCAUAUUACUAAUGUCACUCAUAUUAAUAAUUUUUGCUUUAGUCGUAUUGUUAUAGCAGAAGCAACAAUGGAACGUCUUGUUGAAGAAAGUCAAUCUUCUACAGCUGAUGAAGUGAUGCAUGAAAUGAAGGCACUACCUUCCAGUCAAGAGCCAAAGCUACAGUGUCAAGUACAACCUCAACACAGCAAGAAAUACACUGGAGACAAGUGGUUACUUGGUGUAGUAGCAUUAGUGCUAGCCGUUUCUUGUACUGCAAUGGGAGAUGAAAGCUAUCAGUCCGUCCAACCAAUGAGUUUAACAAGAGAGAAUGAAUAUGAACUGGCUCAUUACAGUAAAGGAGAGAUAGAGCCUCAGCCUCAUAUUGUAUCUGAUAGUAAAUCAUCCCAUCAGUUUUGUGUUGAAGUCACUAAGGACACUGCCAGUAAUAUUCCUAAUCACACAAUAUGUCUUCGAUCAGUUUUCACUGUCACUAACCUUCUGCCGUACGGCUUUCAUUUCUCCUUCAAGUCAAAAGAGAAACUUAUACCAUCAGGAAAAGAAGUGGCCAUUCACAAUGUUAAUUCUCUGAGGCCUGUAACCUUCUCUAUCAGUAAAUUAGAGUCGUUUGAAUUUUCUGACAAGUGCACUGUCUCCAUUACUGAAGUGGGUGUGGUCAAGUCGCUGAUUGUUCGUGAUAAGGCAAAUUGUUCACUUAAUCUUCAUGUUAACACUGAGCUGAUGUCUAAAGGAUCAUUGAAAGUGGUUAUUUGGUGUCCCUAUUGGUUGAUCAAUAGGACUAGUCUCCCGUUGGUGUUCACGUCACAGGGAGACAGCAGUGGGGGAAAGUGUGCUGGCCAGUUUGAGGAGCAUGAGACAGCUACAAGCAUGUCACCUCUUCUCUUCUCUUACUCUGAAGAUGAUCUGCUACAAAAGUGUCAGGUUCGUUUGGGCAGGGGACAGGAUGAGGGGGUCCCCAGUUGGUCCAACGGCUUCCGCAUGCUAAGAGAUGAAGACGUCCUUCGCCUGUUUGUUAAAAGAGGCCAAGGAAGACCAGACAAAGAGUAUCAGAUCGGUAUGGAGGUAAAGAAAGGCACUGGGGUCUACAAGCCGACCAAAGUGGUGACGUUUGUUGCCAGGUUUCAACUAGAGAACAGGACAACAUUCAACUUGAAGUACCUCCAGAGACACCUCGUGUUUGCUAAGGAUGAAUCAUCAUCAGACUCUGUGCCGGUAAUAGCUCCAGGAGCUGUGAUGGCCUUUCACUGGCCUAGAGCUGACUUAGAUCAGCUAUUGUGUAUCAGAGUUGUGGAGCUUUCAGAUUGUCAUUGGUCUGGAGGUUUCCCAUUAGAACAAGAUAAAUCAUUUCACAUCAACAUGAGGUAUUAAC
Amphimedon queenslandica is the source of this 1873-nucleotide messenger RNA. Its product is annotated as vacuolar protein sorting-associated protein 13D-like. Gene Ontology annotation, biological process: mitochondrion organization; protein targeting to vacuole; protein retention in Golgi apparatus. Bases 1 to 1872 code for a protein of 623 amino acids. The transcript has 9 exons. NCBI's taxonomy places the organism in Eukaryota, Metazoa, Porifera, Demospongiae, Haplosclerida, Niphatidae. The record is from RefSeq and is a predicted model, not a curated record.